UCAUGAGAAUUCAAUGACAAACAAUACAAUUCAAUUCAAUUCAAGGGGCUUUAUUGGCAUGGGAAACAUGUGUUAACAUUGCCAAAGCAAAUGAUACAUUUAACUCAUUGAGCAACUUCUGAUUCCUGUUUCACUACCAAAACAAUGAUUGUUACUUACAUGGUGCAACCUGUUAUUUUACGAAUGUUUUCUAGCUGAAUAACUUUUUCAAGUUGUGUUUAUUGCAUUAUUACUACUUGUUUAAAAUAUACUAAAUUGUCUGUUAAAACGACCUAAUUUGCUACACGUACCACACGUAGCCUACCUACAGACAUGCUGCCUCUGUAUUUUCGGAGUAGUCACGCCUCCUUUCUUCGAUUCACAGCGCACAGAUUUCAACUGGUUCCACCCCCCAUUUCCCGCGUAAUUCCCCUCCUUGUAUGGGCAAUAGAAUGCAGACGCAGUCAAAACUACAGUUCCGUAUGCAAAUUGAUUUGAUUGAAGAAAAUCAGAAAAUGGUGGCGUUGCCAAACGCGCAUGCGUAAACAUCUCGAAUACUCCUAGGGAGUCUUCGCGUCCUCGCUUCCUUCUCAAAACCCAUUGGAUCAGAGAGCCAGAGGUCUCGCCCCUCUGACAUUUUCCUCCAAUGGGUUUUGAAAACAAGUUGAGAGAGGACGCGAGCUAAAAGAAUUGAGAUUCUCCCCCAGACACGCAAGUAAAACGGCAACAUCCGAACGGUGUGGACGUUAAUGGUGUAUUCAGUGUUACAUGAGUUUAAAUAGCUUACUAACGACGUUUUUUAUAACUAUUAUAACUCAUUCAUCAUUGACUAUAAAUAAAGAUGUUUGGCUUCCACAAGCCCAAGAUGUACCGGAGCCUAGAUGGUUGCUGUAUCUGUCGGGCCAAGUCUUCCAGCUCCCGCUUCACCGACAGCAAGCGCUACGAGAGGGACUUUCACAGCUGUUUCGGGCUGAGUGAGGUGCGUUUUGGGGAGAUCUGUAAUGCCUGUGUUCUCCUGGUGAAAAGGUGGAAGAAACUCCCAGCCGGAUCCAUAAAGAACUGGAAUCAUGUUGUUGAUGCUAAAGGUUCAGGGUCAAGCUGGAAGACGACAGUGAGGUCCAAGAAGAUGAAGAGAGCCAGGCCAAGCCAGAUCAGCCGAGUGCAGAAGGAGCUCAAGAGACACAACUCUGACGCCCACAGCACCACCUCCAGUGCCUCCCCCGCCCAUUCUCCAAGCUACAGCAACCAAUCAGACGAGGGCUCGGACGUGGAACUCUCACCAGGUGCCACCCACUCACCAGUCUUCUCUUUCCUGGACCUCACCUACUGGAAAAGGCAGAAGGUGUGCUGUGGCAUCAUCUACAAGGGACGCUUCGGAGAGGUCCUCUUAGACCCCCACCUCUACAAGCCCUGCUGCCAGAAGAUACGGCAGCACCAGCCAAAAGAGGAAGGAGAGGAGGAAGCACAGGCGAGCAGAGCGAACGUGAUGCGCCACGCCCCACCGAACAGCCCCCCGCCCCCCCAGGUUAAAGACGAUUAGGGGAGGGGAAGGAAGAGUGGGGAUUUGAUGUCAUAAUGUCACAUGACACUCUAAAGAAGUCAGAUGGGUACCGUUGGGAUUUGAUGAUGUCCUGGAGCAGCUGGACUACUUAUCAAAUGCUGUGUUCUGUACCCGGAUGCAGUGAGGUUUGUUCUAUUAUAUCUGUUAACAAAUAUUGAUUCUUUCUCUCUGAGUGCUAUGAGAUUGUGAAUAUUCACAAUUUGUUCUCAAUAUGAAAUGCUGGAUUCACAAACGCUGUAUGAGAAAUGGAGACCUCUGGAACUGUACAUUUUGUAGUAGGAUAGAGCCAUAUCCAUUAGGAUAGAGCCAUAUCCAUUAGGAUAGAGCCAUAUCCAUUAGGAUAGAAAACAGCCUUCCACACUGCCUUCUCCUGUCUUGUACCUCACACAUAUGUGCGCGCAAACACACACACCUCGGCCCUGGUCCCUUCCUGAAAGGAUGCAUUCUCUUUUUUUCUCUCUAUUCUUUCCCUUACGCCACAUGGUCACUGAUCAGACACCUAAUAUUGUUAGGGUAAAGCUGUAGAAAAUGCCAUUUGACAAAUUAUGUCAGAGGUUUGAAAAGUGGGAAGAAAUGAUGCAAUUUUAAAGAGUUUGUCCAGAGCCUUAUUCUUCUGUAAAGGGACACGUGUACACAACCAAUGUCAUAUCCACCCUUGAUUGUGCGCCAGGUGUACUCUGUUGAGGUAUUGAUACUAUACUCUUUCCAGUGCACGUUUAUUAUGUAAGGCCAGUGAUCUUGUUCAGUGUCUUUGGAUGUACGUACAGAGCAUAUUCAAACGUUUGAGGGAGCCUGUAGUGUGCCCUCUAAGCAGUGAUCCUGAUGCAAGUGCUCUCGAUCGCCAGUCCUCACCUGACCCAAUAUAAGCUAAAACCCACAAACUGACCUUGGAGCAGCACUUUGAGCACUUCCUAUCUCAGUCUACGGACAGUUUCAUUUAGAUUCCUAGCCCCUUAGAGCAUAUCUGAAGGUGAUGGUAUAGUGGACAUUUUAUUUAUUCCUUUCAAAUCUCUGAACACACAGGGUUCUGGGAAGGGGCUAAGAUGCUGAAUGGAACUAGGCCUAUGAUGUCAAAAGACGAGCUGAUUGGGCCAACCAAAAAGAUUCCCUGGUUCUCCUAUUGAGAGAUUUGAUGCCUUGUAAUUGUACUUUAGGUUUGACGCUUUCCAAGAACUGUUCAAGUCCUGCAGGACUCUGUUGUACAAAUCCAUCUACAUCUUUAGCAUGAUGACCUUAGGGGUGAAAUAAUAACACUAUUUUUGUCUGUCACUUUGCCUCUGUUUGGUGCAAAAUACUGUACAGUUCUGAAUAUAUUUUUAAAUGGACAAGACUACAACGUAGUGAAUAGGCCACCAACAUUUAGUUCUUAGUACAUGUCCCAAAACUGUCAUGGCUGGUUCUAUACAAUUGUCAGUACAAGGUAACUGUAAUCUAAACCCCUCCCUCAUCCCUCAUGUAGGCUACUUCUGUCUUCACUUUUAUUUCAAGAAAUGUGUUUUCUUGUUCUGUACCUCAUGCAUAUUCACUACUGUUCAUAUCAUUUAAAUGUUAUUCAAAACACGGUAAGAUUUAUUUGACACUGACAUUGUCUUAGCAUUUUAUUCUACAGUGAAAUAGACUCAAGCCUGUAUUUACAUUGCAUCCCGGGGGGGGGGGGGGGUGUAUUGCAGAGCUCUGUCAAUGCAUGUGUGCAGCCUAAUUGUGGACAUUCAGUCAAUGUAUCUGGAUGUGCAAGCUCACAUGCCAAAUGAAUGCAAACUCAUUAUUCCGUAAGCUAUCAUGUUCAAUAUACAGUAUUUUAUUCUCUGCUUAUGGUUAAUAUUAGCACUGAGUGUACAAAACACUUCCUAUUUCCAUGACACAGACAGACCAGGUCAAUGCUAUGACCCCUAAAUGAUGUCAUCUGUUAAAUCCACUUCAAUCAGUGUAGAAGAAGGGGAGGAGACAGGUUAAAUAAGGAUUUUUAAGACUAGAGACAAUUGAAACAUGGAUUGGGUAUGUGUGCCAUUCAGGGAGUGAAUGGGCAAGGCAAAAUAUUUAAGUGCCUUUGAACGGGAUAUGGUAGUAGGUUUGAGUGUCAAGAACUGCAACGCUGCUGGGUUUAUCACGCUCACCCGUUUCCCGUGUGUAUCAAGAAUGGUCAUCCAGCCAACUUGACACAACUGUGCGAAACAUUGGGAGUCAACAUGGGCCAGCAUCCCUGUGGAACGCUUUCGACACCUUGUAGAGUCCAUGCCCUGACGAAUUGAGGCUGUUCUGAGGGCAAAAGGAGCAACUCAAUAUUAGGAAGGCGUUCCUAAUGGUUUCUACACUCAGUGUAUGACCACAGCUAUUUCAACAUACAGAUUGGUCACCAUGGUUUGAUCAAAGCUUUACGACGCAAUCCUAUUAGUAAUGUAUUUAUGUAUAAAGGCAUCAGACAUGGACUCAAGUUUGUUUAAUGUUCCUUUAAUCUUCAGGAUUGAUUGAAUGUUAGGGGAAGUGGUCAUUUCUCUUUGUUAAUUUAUUUGUAUGUGUUAUCAUUUUUUGGAUAUUGUUGACUAUUUUUAUUACUUUCUCCUGUAACCUACCAUAACCUUUGUUCUAUUAAAGUUCAGGGGGCUUGUACUAUUGAAUUCACAUUAUGUAAAUGUUGCCAUAUACUGUGAUAUGGAUUGUAUAAAAACUAUAUUACUCAUAGCUUGGUUUAUGUAAACUAACUAGGCGUAAUUCUCCUGAGAUCUCCUAUAUGGCUGUAGAAUGUGCUUAUUUUAUGUGGUAGUGCUACUCACAUGUGGUAGAUAUGCACUGUUAUUUAUCUGUCUUGGAAAGUCCCAAUUCUUUCUCAAAACGAAUUUUGUAUUUUUAUACACCAUUUAAACUUGUUCAUUAAAUGUAGUUUUGCUUUUGA
This is a messenger RNA of Salvelinus fontinalis (brook trout), 4430 nucleotides long. Its product is annotated as SIN3-HDAC complex-associated factor-like. Gene Ontology annotation, biological process: negative regulation of cell migration. The transcript is spliced from 6 exons. The record is from RefSeq and is a predicted model, not a curated record. NCBI's taxonomy places the organism in Eukaryota, Metazoa, Chordata, Actinopteri, Salmoniformes, Salmonidae. Bases 821 to 1519 code for a protein of 232 amino acids.